AUGAUAGGUCCAAUUGCGUUUGAAACGCUAGCGUCAUUGUGUUCUCCUAAAGAACCUAAGGCGGUUCCGUUGGAAGAAAUUAUAGCAACUUUAAAGACACACUAUGCUCCUAAUCUAAAUGAGACUGCUGAAAGGUACAAAUUUUACACCCGCAAUCAAAAAGAGGGUGAGCCGCUUGGUGAAUAUAUUGUGGAAUUGAAGUCUCUGGCUAGUAGCUGUAAUUUCGGCACAUUUUUAUCUGAAGCAUUACGAGACAGAUUGGUAUGUGGUGUUAUUGACAAAAAGUUAAGAGCAAGAUUGCUAAAUCAGAUAUCAUUAUCAUGGGAGGAAGCCCUUAUAGAAGAUCAAACCCAAACUAAUUUAAAUGCUAUGGAAAAUAUGUAUAAUGAAAGGGCAAUACGAAAAACAAGGGUGUAUGAGGACGCGAUGGAAGAAGGAAGUGAGGAUAGUGGCAGCAGUAACUACCCAAUUAAGAGAUUGUCCAAGAGAGGAAUGGUAGAACACGGUAAACAGAAUGGAACAGAGAAGCCAUUUGAUUCAUUAUUGGGUCGCAAUUGGUUGGAUGUUUUAAAAAAAGGUUGGCAAGAGAACUUUAUCGACAAAAUUAACUUAAUCAAGCCUAUAAAAAAUUUGGAGAAACUAAAGAACCUGUUUCCCGUAGUAUUUGCAGAAAGUUCAGCAGAACCCAUUAGAAAAUUUAAAGCAUCUGUAGUUAUAAAGAGUGAAACAGAUCCUAUUUAUCGUUCAUCCUAUGCGGUACCAUAUAGAAUGCGUAAGUUAGUUGAAGAAGAGUUGGCACGUUUAUGUGACAGUGGAAUAAUAGAACCCAUAAAGUAUAGUGAUUGGGCAAGUCCAAUAGUGGUAGUCCCAAAAAAGGAUUCCAUAAGGAUUUGUGUAGAUUUUAAAGUUACGUUGAACAGAGUCUUGGAAAAGGAACAUUACCCUUUACCAACUAUUAAUGAUUGUUUAAGUUGUUUGGCCGGUUCGAAAUAUUUCUGUGUAUUAGAUUUGGCGGGUGCAUACCAACAAGUAGCGCAAAUAACCAGUGAUAACGAUAAAUCUAAAUCUGAGAUUGUUAAAACAGGAAAGCAAACAUAUCAUAGCUUUAAAAAGGGUGAUAUUGUCCUUUAUAGAAAUGUUUUUAAUAAUUUUGUAAAAUGGCUUAAGGCCGUUGUUAUUGAUGUUUUAAGUCCUCAGCGUUAU
Molecule: messenger RNA, 1203 nt
Organism: Lucilia sericata (common green bottle fly)
Lineage: Eukaryota; Metazoa; Arthropoda; Insecta; Diptera; Calliphoridae
Exons: 3
Source: RefSeq, a predicted model, not a curated record